Molecule: messenger RNA, 1861 nt
Organism: Pseudovirgaria hyperparasitica
Lineage: Eukaryota; Fungi; Ascomycota; Dothideomycetes; Acrospermales; Acrospermaceae
Exons: 2
Coding region: 1-1701 (566 amino acids)
Source: RefSeq, a predicted model, not a curated record
AUGACUUCACUCGCCAUGUCUGAGCAGUGGACACAACUGCAGAAGUCGACCAAGCGUCGACCUGUACGCUCGAACAGUGAAGUGUCGAGUCCAGAGUCGAUACGGUCCGAGCAGUUUGAGUUUGCGUCGGAAAACUUUGAAACAGAAGAGGCGCGAAGGGACCAAUUCCACACCAGAUAUCUGUCCUCGGAGGAGGAUCUCUCAUCCGAAGAUGCAGACAUGGCCGAAUCUCUGCUGGAUUUUGAUGACGAUGUCGAGGUGUACGAAGUCGAGAGUGCAGAGGCCGUUCCAUUCCGGAUAGCAAACAAGCCUAUAGUGCAACAUCCCGGCCAGCUGGCCCAGCUGGUGUGCAUCGUUCCAGCAACGCCGACUCUCGUAGAUGUGCCGCCAACACCACAAAGCUAUCGUUUCUCUGCACCAGCAGGCCACUACCCUAGGUUCACAUCCUCGCCAUCGUCCUCCAAUGCAUCAGCCCGCUCGUCUCCAUCCUCCGUUGACGAGAGACGACGUCGAACAAUCCACGACCCCACUACGUCUCGCAUGUCCAUCUCGGAGUCCUCGACAGAACACACCAGCACUACCACAUCACGCACCUCCACAUGGCCAUCCACGCACGACAGCGACACAAAGCGACAAUCCUCCUUCGAGCCUCGCCUAUCCAGCCUCUCCUACUCGCCUCCACCACCCUCAUUCCUCUCCUCCGACCCCUUCAACUCAGACACCCAACCUCCACUCGCGCGCUCCCCCAGCACAACCCACAGACGCCUACGCUCCAUUUCCAAAUCCCUCGUCAUGGCCAAACUCACCAUCUCGCCCAAGAAAUCCGUCCCGCCACCAACCCCGCCGCCGCAACCCCGCCGCCUCGUGCCCCGCGCCGGCACCCAGGACCGCGAACCGUCCAUCACCGCCGAUCUGCUCGCCUUCCUCGACUCCAGCCCCGAGCGGCCUGCCGCACCGUGUCCCGAGCGCCAGCAGCAGCAGCGCAAACUCAUACCGCGCGGCGCUGCAGAGCGCGAGUCCACGUUCGACUUUGGGUUCCUCGAUGACGGUCACGACGAGCAGGACGCGGACGAGGAUGAUGCGCGGAAGAGUGCCAAGCCGCGGAACCUGAGGCGCAAGAAGAGCUUGUUGGGGUUGCGCAAUUAUGCUGCUUACGGUUUGGCGCGGACGGAACGUGGCUGGGGUGGGCGGACGGCCUCGGCCUCCCUGCCUGCUAGCGUUAUUCUAGCGCGGCACUGGGGCAGAGUUGGAGAGUUCUGCUUGCGGGUAUGCGGCCCUGCGUACGAUGAACGGGGAUUGCAUUCUUACUCUCUUGCAUGCAUUCUUGCAUACGUCUUUGUCGAAAACGAUCGAAGGUAUGAAGAUCAUCACUCACUCAUUCACACACUACGCCAGCGCAUGGCUCAGAACCCGUCUAUCCUCAGAACUUCCGCCACCAUCUCCCCUGGUAUCCCGCAUAUAUUUCCAUCUACACACUGCGACACAACACAUCCGGAACACGCUGUCACCAGACCACCAGACAGCACAGGCUGUAUACCGACCAUCCGCCACACAGGCCGUGUACACUGGCAUCUUAUCCUGUUCUACGCCGUGUUUUCUCUGCACAUCGCUCUUCCGCACAUGUACUCGGUCGUUUCAUUCCCAUCGCAUAUUCCGUUCUCACAUGUCUUCUCAAAUCUCGUCACGGCCGAUCAAACAUGAUCCCGCAUACCACUCACUCAUUUCUCGGUACUAAUGCCCGCAUACACAAUUCUUCAAUUCACCUUCUUAGUGGUUCUUACAGUCUAUGCCGCUUUGCAUUCUUUAGUUUCUUUUUGCGGGUUUUUAAUGCACAGCUGGUGUUUUGGGUGUUUACGGUUCA